AUGGAGAAGAAAAGUAGUGACAUCUGGAAUCACUUUUCAGUGAUAAAUAAUGAGAAGGCAAAGUGUUCAUACUGUUCAAAUCCAAUUUCGUAUAAAGGGGGUUCAACUACAAAUUUAACCAAACAUUUAAAAAGGAAACACUAUGUACAAUACGAAGCUAGAAAAAUUCCACGUUUAGAAAUGGUAGAGCAAAAUUUAGACGAACAUGAACCUGAUGAACCUAACGAGAAAAGACCACAAACCUCACAACCUCAAACUUUAAGUUGUCAACCUUCCACAACGACCAACAUAAAUACAAAAAAAACACACCCAUUACAAACUCGAGUAGAUUCAUAUAUUAUGAAACCGAUUUCUCUAAAUAAACAAAAAAUACUCGACGAACAGUUAGCAAUUAUGAUUGCAAAAGAGUUUCAACCAUUUAGUUUGGUGGAAAAUGAAGAAUUUAAAAAAUUCGUUCAUCUAUUAAAUCCUGGGUACAAAUUACCAUCUAGAAAAACAGUAUCAAAAUCAUUAUUACCACAGCUACUCAAUGAAACUAAAGAAAGAGUGAAAAAUACUUUAAAUAAUGCUCAAUUUAUAGCGUUUACUACUGAUGGUUGGACCUCAAUAAAUAAUGAUAGCUUUGUUGCCGUGACCGUUCAUUUUAUUCAUACAACAGAAUGUGUUUUAAAGUCUUUUUUACUUGGGUGUUUUAAUUUUGAAAAAUCUCAUUCUAGUAAUAAUUUGUCGGUGUUUUUAAAAGAUUGUUUUAAUGAAUGGAAUAUUAGUGAAAAAAUUAAGGUUGCUGUCACUGACAAUGCGGCAAAUAUAACAGCAGCAAUCAAAAUGAAUAAAAACUGGCGUCAUAUACCAUGUUUAGCUCACACAAUAAAUUUAAUUGCUCAAGCUGGACUAGAAGAAAUAAACCACGUAUACAAAAAAGUUAAGAAAGUUGUCGAGUUUUUUAAACGAAGUACACAAUCAUAUAAAAAAUUAAAAAAUGCACAAACUCAAAUGGGUUAUCCAGAAUUGAAACUGAUUCAAGACGUUACUACGCGCUGGAAUUCAACUUUUGACAUGUUUCAAAGGUGUAUACUAAUUAAAGAACCACUCAUUUCCACAAUUGCUAUAAUAGGUAACGUAGACAAUUUGACUAACGAAGAUUUUGAAAUAAUGCAACACUAUUGUGAAAUAUUUAAGCCCUUUAAAGAAGCCACUGUUGAACUUAGUUCUGAAAAAGGCGUUUCAAUUUCUAAAGUCUUAAUUAUAACUCAAAUGUUACACUCUCACAUUAAAAAUAAUAUACAGAACAUUCAACUACCACAUACAAUUCAUUUGAUGCUUUCUAAAAUGCUAACGAAAGCCGAUAAAAAGUUUGAAGGUAUUGAAAAUCAACGAGUAUUAACAGAGGCAACUUUAUUAGAUCCGCGUUUUAAAAAAAAAGCAUUUGAUAACCAUAUUAUAUACCAGCGUACGUACGAUCAAAUCGUAGAAAAAAUUGCGGCAAUAAUUAAAAGAAAUAAAAAUAAUGACGAACAUAAUAUAAAUACACCAUUGAACAAUAAUGCAAUAGAAAAUGAAACAUCUGAAAUUUGGAAACACUUCGAUGCACAGGUGUCAACACCAACAUUAAGUACACCAACAUCUGAAGCUAUUGAGGAGAUCGACAGAUAUAUAAGUGAGCCGUUACUCGACAGGAAAUCAGAUCCACUUAAGUGGUGGAAUAAUAGAAGAAAUAUCUAUCCAAAUUUGUUUGAGAUGAUGUUAUUAAGGUUGUGUGUGCCGUCGAGUUCUGUUCCGUGUGAACGAAUCUUUUCAAAAGCCGGAUAUACUAUUUCAGAAAGACGUAGCAGGUUAUCGUUAAAAAACGUUGAAAUAUUAAUGUUUUUAAAUAGUAAUUAUUAA
Messenger RNA from Macrosiphum euphorbiae (potato aphid), 1884 nucleotides. The record is from the annotation of a GenBank genome assembly. Lineage: Eukaryota; Metazoa; Arthropoda; Insecta; Hemiptera; Aphididae.